Messenger RNA from Trichoderma gamsii, 1806 nucleotides. RefSeq names its product aorsin precursor. The record is from RefSeq and is a predicted model, not a curated record. Bases 1 to 1806 code for a protein of 601 amino acids. The transcript is spliced from 2 exons. NCBI's taxonomy places the organism in Eukaryota, Fungi, Ascomycota, Sordariomycetes, Hypocreales, Hypocreaceae. Gene Ontology annotation, biological process: proteolysis. Gene Ontology annotation, molecular function: tripeptidyl-peptidase activity; serine-type endopeptidase activity.
AUGUCUCAAGAUAAUGUGGAUCUAGCAAUAGCUUCUCUGUUGAAGAUCUCAGAUCCAACAUCAAAAGAAUAUGGACAGCAUUGGUCUGCACAAAAGGUUGCUACAGCUUUUGCUCCUUCAAAACAGAGCCUAAAAACUGUCAUGGACUGGCUAAGCAAUGAGGGUAUUCUGCCUGCUCGGCUGUCGCCAUCGCACGCCAGAGGACACUUUUUGAUCCGGUCCACUUUGGGCGAAGCCGAACGGAUCUUCAAUGUUACUUGUUCCUACAACAGCCGUCAGACGGAUAUGAUAAAAUGCACAGAUUACACCAUUCCGAAAUCUUUGUCUCAUCUAGUCGACUACAUCACAAUAAGCAGUCUAAACGCGUCUCGGCCAGUUCGAACAACCAACAAUGAGAAACGAAGAGCCGCCCUUGGGACCAAUUCAAGAAACCGGAUGCAAGACAAGAUUGAGUUGUCCAAUAAUGCAUCAGUAAAUUGCAGCUUAUACACUGCUCCUUCGUGCCUGAGAGAAUUUUACAAUAUUCCCCCAAGCACAAAUAUUUCUGUCAACACGUCUAAUACUUUCGGAAUCUACGAGAUCGCUUGGAUGACCUGGCUUCCUGAAGAUCUUGAUAAGUUUUUCGGCCUGUUUCAGCCAGAUUUGGUUGGCCAGCGCCCUGUCGUUGAUCCUAUCGACGGUGGAUAUCUGCAGACAAAUUACAAUUCUACCCCAUUCAACCUAGAAGCCGAUUUGGACUUCCAAUAUGCGCUAGCUUUAACGAGUCCCAUGCCAGUAUUGGAUGUUCAAGUUGGUGAUGAGUUUGUCUCAGGAGACGUCAAUAACAUGUUGGCGGCUUUCGAUAAAUACUAUUGCGGAUCGCUAAACUCGUCCUUGGAUCCCCAGUACCCUGAUACGAAGCCAGGAGGUUACAACCACACUGAUUGCGGCAAUGUCACGCCACCAAAAGUGUUGUCAAUCUCAUAUACGAACCCUGAAGACAGCUUCCCCGCAGCCUAUUUGGAACGGCAGUGCAUCGAAUUCCUCAAACUGGGGCUGAUGGGCGUCACCGUUGUCGUGAGCAGUGGUGAUUACGGAACAGCAAGUGGCUAUUCACCUGGAACCUGUAUUGACAGAAAAACGGGCGUCUCUAACGCCACGACUGGUGACUUCAGCCCCCAAUGGCCUGCAAGCUGCCCUUGGAUCACUUCAGUAGGCGGAACUCAGCGUGUCACUCUGUCUGCAAGCGCAAAUGAUUCCAUCACCGGAACUACAGACAUGAAAAGAAACUCACGACUGGCGACUGCAGAGACUGCUUUCAGUGCCGUUCUACCAGGAGUGCAUUCCACAUCGGGUGGAGGUUUCAGUAACGUAUUUCCAGCACCAUCUUAUCAACAGAAGGCAAUUUCCACGUACUUCGAUCAGCGCCACGAGGGUGCACACCUAACUUCCCUUCAAAAGAAUGGCUUCUUCAAUGCCACAAGAAUUGGUCGGGGAUUCCCAGACGUCUCUACCCUCGCAUCCACAUAUCUAGUCUAUAUCGAAGGCGUGCUCGAGACAGUUUACGGAACCUCAGCUUCGGCUCCCGUUUUUGCCUCUAUCAUAGCCCUCAUCAACAACGAGAGACUGAACGCGGGUAAGCCUACAGUGGGUUUCGUGAAUCCAGUUUUGUAUGCUCACCCUGAGGCGCUGAACGAUAUUACAACGGGCGCGAAUCUGGGGUGUGGCGCCGAUCCUGCUUUUAGGGCUACUGAAGGUUGGGACGCUGUGACAGGUCUUGGUAGUCCGGACUUUGCGAGAUUAAAGAACGUUUUUAUGAAUAUCUAA